Arabis nemorensis is the source of this 612-nucleotide messenger RNA. The record is from the annotation of a GenBank genome assembly. Lineage: Eukaryota; Viridiplantae; Streptophyta; Magnoliopsida; Brassicales; Brassicaceae.
AUGGGAUGUUUUUGCAGUAAGCAAUUAGAAAAAAUAAGGCGUGAAAAUUUUUCGCUUCUUGCUUCUCAAACCUUUUUUAGCGAGGCUGAAGUUGAAGUUCUUCAUGAAUUGUUCAUAAAACUCGCUUCGUGUAUCAGCAACGAAAAACUUAUAACCAAAGAGGAUUUGCAAUUUAUCUUAAUCAAGGACACCAAGAGACGCAGUCUUUCGACAGAGCGGAUUUUUGGAUUGUUCGAUAUGAGAAACGAUGGGGCUAUAGAUUUUGGAGAGUUUGUACACUCUCUCAACAUUUUCCACCCAAACUCAUCACAAAGAGAUAAGGCCAUAUUUGCAUUUCGAUUAUACGAUACUCGUCAGACUGGAUUUAUUGAGCCAGAAGAGGUGAAAGAGAUGAUAAUAGACGUUGUAGAAGAAUCAGAACUGAUGCUAACCGAAAGUGUCAUCGACUCCAUUGUGUCUAAGACAUUUGAAGAAGCGGAUUGGAAAAAAGAUGGGAAAAUUGAUUUGGAAGAAUGGGAGAAUUUUGUGACAACCUAUCCAUCGACGCUCAAAAACAUGACAAUCCCUUUCUUGAAGGACAUACCAAGAAUUUUUCCAAGCUUUAUCAAAUAA